Molecule: messenger RNA, 2077 nt
Organism: Anopheles funestus (African malaria mosquito)
Lineage: Eukaryota; Metazoa; Arthropoda; Insecta; Diptera; Culicidae
Gene: Mocs1
Product: molybdenum cofactor biosynthesis protein 1
Exons: 4
Coding region: 176-2077 (633 amino acids)
Biological process (GO): Mo-molybdopterin cofactor biosynthetic process
Molecular function (GO): metal ion binding; 4 iron, 4 sulfur cluster binding; cyclic pyranopterin monophosphate synthase activity
Source: RefSeq, a predicted model, not a curated record
GGAAGGGUUGACACUUGUUGCUUCCGUCAUUGGGGUGGAUAGUGUUGUUAUUAUUUUUAAACACUUUUGUGGCUUUUGUUCUUGUCGAUUUCGUUUCCCUUGAAACUUUAUUUGUAUAUAGUAAAUUUAUAAGUGAAAAAGGUUCUAAACCCAUGUGAUACAUAGUGUAGCAACAAUGCACCAAUUGUUGAAACGUUCGUUAAGUGCUGUAAGUGUAAAGGAUAGCUCCAAGCGAUGGGUGCUACCGAUGCAACAGUUCUUUCACACGGCAAGGCCAAGCUUAUCGGGCGAAGCUAGCGGUAACCGGGCGCAAUCUUUGGAAACCACUCCGUCAUCACCGGCAACAGCAUCGACAGUUGAUAGUGCUGAUAAGAACAAAUCGAAAAGCCAACGCGAUCGGAAGCAACAAGCGAACGUACGUGUACAGUCAGUGUCCAGCGACUCAUCGCUAAACGACAGCUUUGGAAGGUUUCACAGCUAUCUGCGAAUAUCGCUCACCGAACGGUGCAACCUACGCUGCAAGUAUUGUAUGCCCGCCGAAGGUGUACAACUGACCCAGAAAGAUCAGCUACUAACGAGUGCGGAGGUUAUACGGCUUGCGAAUCUUUUCGUAACCGAGGGUGUGCGGAAGAUACGGCUCACCGGUGGUGAACCAACCGUACGCAAAGAUCUAACCGAGAUCGUUGGCCAGCUGAAGGCCACCAAUCCGUUGCUGGAAAGUGUCGGUAUUACUACGAACGGACUCAUGUUGACGCGGCAACUUGUUGGGCUGCAGCGAGCCGGGCUCGAUGCGCUCAACGUCAGCCUGGACACACUGCGAGCGGCCAAGUACGAGCAGAUAACCCGCCGGAAGGGUUGGGAACGGGUAAUGGCCGGUAUUGACCUUGCGAUCCAGUUGGGCUAUCGGCCAAAGGUGAACUGCGUGCUGAUGAAGGGCUUCAACGAUGACGAGAUUUGUGACUUUGUUGAGUUGACGCGCGAUCGUAACGUAGACGUGCGGUUUAUCGAGUACAUGCCCUUUACCGGUAAUCGGUGGGACACGGACAAGAUGGUGUCGUACCGCACGAUGCUCGAUACGAUACAAGCCCGCUAUCCGGCAUUUGAGCCGCUACCGAACGGACCGAACGAUACGUCGAAGGCGUACCGCGUACCGGGGUACCGGGGCCAGAUGGGGUUCAUUACCUCGAUGACGGAACAUUUCUGUGGCAGUUGCAACCGGUUGCGCAUCACGGCCGACGGCAAUCUGAAGGUGUGCCUGUUCGGCAAUACCGAGGUGUCCCUGCGCGAUGCCCUUCGCAGUCCCGGCUGCACGGAGGACGAUCUGCGCUGUCUCAUCUCGGCCGCCGUCAAGCGCAAAAAGAAACAGCACGCAGGAGCAUCAGCACUUUCGACAUCGUUUGUACACAGCUCAUCACAGCACCGUCCCAUCACACUGGCACACGCUGGAGGGUUGCAGUGUAGGCGUUACUAUUCUUCCCUCAGUCACGUGGACGAGCACACCGGGCGGGCAACGAUGGUCGACGUAGACGAUAAGGUGUCGACCAAGCGGAUCGCCAAGGCACAGGCUACGGUGUACGUUGGCCCCACCAUCGCGGCCCUGAUCGAAAACAACGAGCUAAAAAAGGGAGACGUGCUCUCGAUCUCACAGAUGGCCGCGAUCGUAGCGGCAAAGAAAACAUCCGAUCUGAUACCGCUCUGCCACAACAUUCCACUAUCGUCGAUUAAGGUCGAGACGAGCCUGAACAGUUCCACGAACGAGGUGCACAUUUUGGCCAAAGUGAAAUGUGACGGCAAGACGGGCGUUGAGAUGGAAGCCCUGACAGCGGUUUCCAUCGCUGCACUGACCGUGUACGAUAUGUGCAAAGCGGUGUCGCAUGAAAUCCUGAUCAAGAAUAUCAUGCUGGUGGAGAAAACCGGUGGCAAGAGCGAGUUCUACCGGAAGCAGAUUAAUCACGAACCGACGCUUGAGUCGCGCACGAUGGAAUCACGCGAACCGGACCAGAUGCCGAUCAUUACGCGCGGUUACCGGACGGAUCCGAUCGUCACGAACGAACCGUUCGUGCCGAUGUACAUCUGA